CCCUUAGCCGGCCUAGGCGGUGCCAUCCCGUCACCAAACCGGGCGAUGGCCGAUCCCAAGUAUGCGGACCUGCCCGGCAUUGCCAGGAAUGAACCUGAUGUUUACGAAACAAGUGAUCUCCCCGAAGAUGAUCAAGCAGAAUUUGAUGCGGAGGAGCUAACCAGCAUCAGCGUGGAACACAUCAUAGUCAACCCCAAUGCCGCCUACGAUAAAUUUAAGGACAAGCGAGUGGGCACCAAAGGGUUAGACUUCUCUGACCGGAUUGGCAAAACCAAAAGGACCGGUUACGAGUCUGGAGAUUACGAAAUUUUAGGGGAAGGACUUGGCGUGAAAGAGACUCCUCAGCAGAAGUACCAGCGCCUGCUGCACGAAGUUCAAGAGCUGUCUACAGAAGUGGAGAAGAUCAAGAGCUCGGUGAAGGAGUCCACAGCGGAGGAGAAGCUGACCCCCGUCGCCCUGGCGAAGCAGGUGGCGGGCUUGAAACGGCAGCUGGUCUCCACCCACCUGGAGAAGCUCCUGGGGCCAGAUGCGGCCAUCAACUUAACGGAUCCUGACGGCGCUCUGGCCAAGCGUUUGCUCAUUCAGCUGGAAGCAGCCAAGAGCGCUAAAGCCACCCCGGCCAGCGGGAAGAGCCCUGCCAAAGCCCCAGCUGGCGCUGGGAACACGGUGACGUACGAGCUGCAUUCCCGGCCCGAGCAGGACAAAUUCUCUCAGGCUGCUAAGAUUGCAGAAUUGGAGAAGCGCUUGGCUGAGCUGGAAGCCACCAUUCACUGCGAACAGGAUCCCCAGAAUCCUCUGGCUGUUGGACUGCAGGGAGCCAGUCUUAUGGAAACAGUGGAGAUCUUGCAGGUGAAAGUCAGCACCUUGGACACGGCAACCCUGGACCAGGUGGAGGCAAGGCUACAGAGCGUCUUGGGAAAGGUGAACGAGAUCGCCAAGCACAAGGCAGCGGUGGAGGAUGCAGACACCCAAGGCAAGGUGCAUCAGCUCUAUGAGAUGGUGCAGCGCUGGAGCCCCCUGGCGAGCUCCCUCCCAGAGGUGGUGCAGCGCAUGGUUACUGUGAGGCAGUUGCAUGACCAAGCUAUGCAGUUUGGGCAGCUCCUGACUCAUUUGGACACUACUCAACAGAUGAUUGCUAAUUCCUUGAAGGACAACGUCACUCUGCUGACCCAGGUUCAGAAGACCAUGAAGGAGAACCUGGCGUCCAUCGAGGACAACUUUGCCAGCAUGGACGCACGGGUGCAGAAGCUUGCUAAGUGAAUCCCCCUUAACUCCGUCUACUGAGACCGGGCAGAAAAGGUUUGCCCGCUGGUCAAAUCUGCACUAACUGCUCUGUCCCUUCCCUACCUCUGUACCCUUUUUCUUGCACGCUGUUAGUGGGAGUUCAGCCUUCAUGCAGGCCAGUGGACCGAGUGCUCCGUGGGUUUCAGAGGGAGGACAGCUGCCCGCUCUCCUCCCUUCUUCCGAUGUUUGCUGUCCCCAUGGCGAUGCUGAUUGCAGAAGACUGCGCUGUGUUCCCAACAGUCGUGGCUAGGAAGGGACCCCAUCUUUGCCUAACUUCCUGGGGAGGUGCAUUCACUACUUGACCCAGGCACCUCUGACCUAGAAAGAUGUUAUCCCUCAGCCUGGCAUGGAGGCCAAUUGUAUUGGUGUAUAAUUAUUUACUGGCAUUAAACAGUUGUGCUUAACAUUU
Molecule: messenger RNA, 1693 nt
Organism: Eublepharis macularius
Lineage: Eukaryota; Metazoa; Chordata; Lepidosauria; Squamata; Eublepharidae
Gene: DCTN2
Product: dynactin subunit 2
Exons: 14
Coding region: 46-1260 (404 amino acids)
Biological process (GO): mitotic spindle organization
Cellular component (GO): cytoplasm; dynactin complex; centrosome
Source: RefSeq, a predicted model, not a curated record